CAGUCUCAAACUUUAUAUAUUGACAAAAGAAACCCUACUCUGUUGGGGUUUAAUUGUAAAACUUAACCUUCCUAUUGUCGGAUCCGAAAGUCUCUCUCUCUCUCGAUUUUGCGUUAGAUGGCUUCGUCUUCUUCAUCAUCUCCGACGCCGGAUGCUGUGACCGCGAUGGACGAGGAGCUGACUCUGAUAGUCAAAUGGAGCGGGAAGGAGUACACACUCCGAAUCUGCGCCGACGACUCUGUUGCUGAGCUGAAACGUCGCAUCUGCUUUCUCACCAACGUCUUGCCCAAGCGCCAGAAGCUUCUUUACCCCAAAGUCGGAAACAAGCUCUCCGAUGACUCUCUUCUGCUCUCUCAGAUCCCUCUCAAGCCUUCUCUCAAGAUGACCAUGAUCGGUACUACGGAGGAUGAUAUAAUAGUAGAUCAAGUAACAUCGGAUGACGUUGUUGAUGACUUUGAGCUUGGUAAGGAGGAAGUGGUGGAUAUUGAGGACAAGGAGAUUAAUAAGCAGAAGCUGAGGAGGAGAAUUGAUCAGUACAAGAUUAAGCUUGUUAAUCCAUGUCGCAAAGGCAAAAAACUGCUUGUUCUAGAUAUUGACUACACUUUGUUUGAUCACCGUUCCACUGCCGAGAACCCGUUGCAGCUUAUGCGUCCCUGUAAGUUGUAGUGUCUAUUAUUCAUUUCUCGUAUCCAUUUGAUUGAUGAGUUAUUAUCUGACGAUUGUCUGGAUUACCUAAAUGCAGAUCUUCAUGAGUUUCUUACUGCUGCUUAUGCAGAAUAUGAUAUCAUCAUUUGGUCUGCCACUAGCAUGAAGUGGGUUGAGUUAAAGAUGGGAGAGCUUGGUGUGUUGAGCAAUCCAAACUACAAGAUCACAGCCCUUCUCGACCAUCUAGCCAUGAUCACAGUUCAGUCAGACUCUCGUGGGAUCUUCGAUUGCAAGCCACUAGGUUUAAUUUGGGCACUAUUACCUGAGUUCUACAACGCCCAAAACACCAUCAUGUUCGAUGAUCUGCGAAGGAACUUCGUGAUGAACCCUCAAAACGGUCUUAAAAUCAGGCCGUUUAGGAAAGCUCAUGUGAACCGAGACAAGGAUGACGAGCUUGUGUUGCUGACUCGGUACCUUCUGGCAAUAGCAGAGCUCGAUGAUUUGAGUUCCUUGGAUCAUAGCAGAUGGGAGACAUUCACAGAAGAUAGCAUGAUAAGAGCAGAUGCUCCGGUGAUGCCUCUCGAGACUCCUCCUCGGAGCAGUGAGGUUGGAGAGAUAGACACACGUCCUCCCUUUCAAUCCGUUAGAGACGCCGUUAGUUUGUUCCGUCAAGUUAGCUUCUCAAAGCAACAACCACCAAGUCUCUCCUCCUCCUCCUCUCAGGAUGCAACGGAUGUGCCAGAUAAAGUGACACAGCUUCUGUUAGCAGAACAAGAAAUGAAUAGAGUCCAUCUCUGUCUUGACAGCUCUGUCAAAGCGAAAGCACGAGCUCUUUCUGAUCUCGACUCAACUCAGCGAAAGGCCGCUGACUUGAGGGAUAAACUUGAAACCACCAAACAGUCAAGAAAACGUGCGAUCCAGACCAAACACACCAUAAACCAACGGUUAGAGAAACUGCAGUCUCAAAACCAAGAAACAGAGAGCGUAAGAGAGAGUUACAUCUUAGCCACCGCAGAGCUGUUCAUGGCUAAGGAGAAGCUUUCGGAAAUAGAACAAGAGUUCAGCAUCUCCGUGGAAGAAAGGUUAUCUGAGCUUCAAAGAGCAGAGGAAGCAGAGUGUUCAUCAAUGGUUAACUCCCAAAAGAUCAAUGAAAUGUUAGAAGAGAUAGCAGAGAUGCGUGACACUGCUGAGAGAUUGAACUCUGAUGCUGAUAAGAAGAAAGAGGAAGAGGCAAAGAUAAAAGAGAAGAGCUUUGAUGCGAGAGAGACUUAUGCUGAGAUGAAACGAGAGGCUGAGCAAAGGCUGGAGGAUCUAAGAAGCGACUGUGACCCUGAACUGAGGAAAAAGAUAGAUGAGCUUGCGGAGAUAUCUGCUGAAAACCAGAGUUUACAACGAGAGAUCAAACUUGCUCGUGAACUCAAAGAGGCUAAGAGUGCGAUGCAAGAGAUUUGUGAUGAAGAGAGGUCAUACAAAAGCUUGGUGAUAUCACUCACGGUGGAGUUAGACGGUGUGCAGAGAGAAAACAGAGAUCUGAAGGAGAAGGAAAAGGAGAGAGAAGAAGUUGAAGAAGAAGAAUGGGUAGAAGAGAGACUUAAGGUUGAAGAAACCAUGCGUGUAGCAGAGAGAACAAGACAAGAAGCGGAAGAGACGAGGAUGCACGUGGACGAGCUCAGGAGAGAAGCAGCAGCAACACAUACCGUGAUGGGUGAAGCAGCGAAGCAGCUGGAGAUAGUUAGAAGAGCGGUGAAGAAAGCGAAAACCGCAGAGAAGAGAGCUGUGGAGGACAUGACGGUACUUACUGAAAAGAAGGAGAGCUUGACGCAUGAUGAUCCUGAUAAGAAGAUUAGAAUAUCUUUGAAAGAGCACGAGGAGUUGAGAGGGAAGCACGAAGAGUCAGAGAGAAUGGUGCAGUACAAGGCGGAAACGGUUGAUGCUCAGCUGGAAGAGAUCAACGAGAGCAGAGUAGAAGGGGAGAGCAUGUUGGAGGAGAAGAUGAAGGAGAUGGAAGAGGUAAAGGAAGCGACUGAUACUGCGUUGAGAAGCGCAGAGAUUGCAGAGGAAGCACACUGCAUCGUGGAUGCUGAACUUAGAAAAUGGAAACCAGAAGAAUUGUAGUAGAUGAUGAUGUUGAUAUUUAGGUACAAACUACAUUGACAACAAAGAUACAAUAGUUGUAGUGGAGACUAAAGAGAAAGAGACAUUUCAACUUGCUUUCUAAUAUAAACUCCAAGAAGAUGAUGAUAAUACAAUAUGCUCAAGAAAGUGACUUCAAAUACAAUACAUUCAAUAUGAACCUCUCUAUAUAUGUAAUUUCUCCAGUAUAUCGCUCAUAAAAUGUAACACCGUGUGAGAGCCCAGACCACCAGUCCAAUGCAAAUGUGGUAGAUAUCCCACCUUGCCAUCAGCUCAGAAGCACUAGACGAUUUAUCUGUAACGCCAACAAGAAAUCUACAAUCCCCAACUGAAGGAUCUAGGAAGGUGACCAUACCAAGCCCAUCAAAGUCGCAGCUCUUCUCAUUUUGCAUCUGCAGCUGAUAGUAACUGUUGAAAGCAUAUGAGAUAUUAUCC
Messenger RNA from Brassica rapa (field mustard), 3213 nucleotides. RefSeq names its product putative WEB family protein At4g17210. Gene Ontology annotation, molecular function: phosphoprotein phosphatase activity; protein binding. The record is from RefSeq and is a predicted model, not a curated record. Gene Ontology annotation, cellular component: nucleus. Gene Ontology annotation, biological process: regulation of proteasome assembly. NCBI's taxonomy places the organism in Eukaryota, Viridiplantae, Streptophyta, Magnoliopsida, Brassicales, Brassicaceae.